Molecule: messenger RNA, 1017 nt
Organism: Emys orbicularis (European pond turtle)
Lineage: Eukaryota; Metazoa; Chordata; Testudines; Emydidae
Gene: STC2
Product: stanniocalcin 2
Exons: 4
Coding region: 1-1017 (338 amino acids)
Biological process (GO): intracellular calcium ion homeostasis
Cellular component (GO): extracellular region
Molecular function (GO): hormone activity
Source: RefSeq, a predicted model, not a curated record
AUGCUAUCCAGCGAGCAGAUUACAAGAAGAGCAGUAGCCUCCAUUUAUACACCCUUUGAAAAGAAACAGAGGUGGGAAACCCACAAAGGUCUCCAGUGUGGGGUUGCAACCAGGACCAUGUGUGCAGAGCUGUUAAGUAAAUUAGUUACCCUGGCGUUGGUAUUUGCAAGCUUUGAUCCAGUUUUGGGCACAGAAGCCACCAAUCCGCCGGAAGGUCCCCAAGAGAGAGCCCCUCAACAAAAAGGGCGGCUGUCUUUGCAAAAUACAGCUGAAAUCCAGCACUGCCUGGUUAAUGCUGGCGAUGUGGGAUGUGGAGUGUUUGAAUGCUUUGAAAACAACUCUUGUGAGAUCCGAGGCUUACAUGAGAUCUGCAUGACUUUCCUACACAACGCUGGAAAAUUUGAUGCCCAGGGAAAAUCCUUCAUUAAAGAUGCUCUGAAGUGUAAGGCUCACGCCCUGAGACACAAAUUCAGCUGCAUCAGUCGCAAGUGCCCUGCCAUUAAAGACAUGGUGUUCCAGUUACAGCGGGAGUGCUACCUGAAACAUGACCUCUGCUCUGCCGCCAAGGAGAAUGUCCAAGUCAUUGUGGAUAUGAUUCACUUCAAAGACCUGCUGCAGCACGAGCCAUAUGUCGACCUGGUGAACAUCCUGCUCACAUGCGGGGACGAAGUGAAAAAGGCUAUCACCAGAAGCAUCCAGACCCAGUGUGAACAGAACUGGGGAAGCCUCUGCUCCAUCCUGAGCUUCUGCACCUCAGUCGUGCACAGCGACUCCACACUAGGUCCUGAGAGGAAGCCAGGUGAAGCCACCAAAGCCUCUACCAGCCGUGGGGACAUACUAGUCCACCCUGAGUCUGACCACAGGGAGAGCUCACGAGCUGCCAAGGGGGAGAGAGGUGGCAGGGCUCACUUGAACACCCAUCCCCGGGUUAAAGCUGGAGCUCACAGCCCCAAAGGGGCACACGGGAUCAUUGAGCGGGCAGAAGAACUGUCCGACUUCUCCGACAUCCGAAGGUGA